UAGCUUGUAUCUGCUGCAGGCACUGCUCAGAGCAAUGAACAACAAUUUAGCUAAACUUCAGCUACAUUCUAACUACUUAUCUGUACCUUCAGAUAACCAGUGUAUGGUCAGUGCAGGACUAGCAGCCUCUGUGCCUGGUUUGGAUAUGAAGCUAACAGCUAACACGAGUUUACGCAGCUAGAAGUUUGAAGUUUUACUUGUCGUUUGAAGAGGAGGAAUUGUCUCCCCCGUUUGGUGACACAGCUUUCUAAAAGCAGAUUCGUCACCUGACACUCACUCCACUUAUGUGACAAUAAAAGUCACAGUAAAAUAUAAUCUACUGCAUUGUUAUUCUGUAUUUACUCCAUCUAUUCGGAAAAAGUGCCUCCGAACAUCAGAAGAAUCAUGGGGGAAACAGCUCCCCUUCAAACUACACCAGGGAGUCUUGGAAUAGUGGGUGGAGUUGGGCUCCUCGGGGGUGGGACAGUAACACCACGUGUUCACAAUGCUAUUGUGGAACGCUUACGUGCUCGGAUUGCCGCAUGCCGGGAACAUCAUCGAAAUUGCCAGGGUCGGUAUGAGCGAAGUAGGGCUGAGAGCUCGGACAGAGAAAGAGAAAAUACUUUACAGCUGCUCACUCUAGUGCAACAUGGCCAGGGCACCAGGAAAACCAACAAGCACGUAAAGAAUGCUCCACCACCUGACUAUCAUCAUCAUCAUCAUCAACAACAACAUCAACACUUGUUGGGCAACAGCAGAAAUGGCAAUGAGAUUAAAGCGGAACAGUCCCAGCAAACAUCUAAUGGCCUUGACCAAAGGAACUCGGCCCUCAUUGCUCUUCAAGGUUCUUUGAAGAGGAGAUUGGUAGUAAAUGUUUCUGCCAAUCACAAUAACAGAUCGAAUGGCAUAUCGGAUAGCGCCUAUCUUGAUUUUAAGAAAAUAAGAACGAACGAACACCUUCCAGGAUCUCAAGAUGUUUAUCGUGCCACUGAAGGUUUAAAUCAAUCAUCUGGUGGAACUAUGCCGAUGAAUCAAUCAGCACAUAGAAAAUCACAUAUUACAAGCAAUGAGACUAAUGACGUGUUUAAUCUAACGUUAAAAGAUAUCAAGAAGGAACCUGGGGAAAGUCUGCCUUGUAGCAAACAUUUUGAUCCUCAGAUGUCUCAGGACAAUCUAUACAGAUAUGGAGAAGAAUUAGAGGAGCAACUUAUGGACCCAGAUCUUCAGGAACUAUUUAAUGAACUUACGUAUAUAUCAGUUCCACCAAUGACUGAUAUUGAGCUGCAAAAUAUGAUAAAUAUUACAAUAAAACAAGACGAACCUUUCAACAUUGACUUGGGACAGAACCAUAGAAACACGCCAACAUCUUUGCCAAUGGACAAAAUAGUAAUUAAAAGUGAAUAUCCACAAGGUUUAGAUCAUGCUAGAGUAGAUUCACCACAAUUAAGACCGUCUUCUACAGGCCCAACAUUUUCAAUGGCUGGCACAUCACUGACACUUUCACAAAGUACUACUGCACCUCAGAACCAAGCGCAAGUUUCUUCCAGUACAAACCGUUUGGCAAACUGGCAGGAACUGUCUCAUGCACAACAACUGAAACAAAUGGCAGCCAAUAGACAGCACACUUUAAUUCAGCAACACCAGCCAAAUCAAUCUCCUAGCUGGUCAAGCGUCCCACCACCAAGGCCGUUUGGACAAGAGAAAGUUCCAAGUCCUUUUCGACAACAACAGUUGAGUCCUCACAGAACACCUAUAAAUGAUGCACCAGUAAAUGGAAGUCAAACAAAAGUAAUAAGUAACUACCUCUACAAACCAAGCCCCAACUCUCACAGCAGCCAACUCGACAUGAUGAAUCAACAAACCUCCCAGGAUUCCAGUAAGAACUUGGUCACUUCAGGUCAUUCGACAGUAGAACCAAACCAUGGCAACACUAAACCUUUGUUUCAUUUCAAUCAAGAUCAAACAAACCAUCAAGCAUCUCUGGGUUUAAACUCCCAAAGCAAGCCUAUUCUACAAUUCACAAAACAGCAGAGCUCUGCUGCAACUCAGCAACAUGAACAAUUGCAACAGGCAAAACCAUUACCAAAUCAGAACCUGCCAAGGACACAAACCUUUCCGCAUAAGAUGUUAAUUCCAAAAAUUCAGCAGAAUCAACAAAUCUCUGGACUGCAUUAUCCGGGUGUACAUCAACAACAGGAUCAGCACUCCACAACACCCCAGGGACCUGGUAGCAGCUCCACCACCAACCCCAGCUCCAGCCCUGGUCCUGGAAGUGGCUUCUCCUCCCAGCAAACUCUACUAAGCCAGCAGCUUAUGGAGAAACCAAACAUUUUACAGAGGCAGAUGGCGGAGCAAAAACAACAGCUCAUUAUGCAGCAGCAAAUACUUUCAGGAACGGAGAAAAGCAAGACUCAGGAUCAAUUAAACAGACAUCUGACCAGACCGCCCCCGGACUACAAGGACCAAAGAAGAACCAACAUGAGUGUUCAACAAGGAAAUCAAUAUAGUGGUGUCAACUCCAAUUCAUCGAUAGCUACUGCUCUUCCACCGCAUAAUGCCCAGAAUUCAGGACAUUCUUCAACAAGCCAUGGUUCUAGGAUGUCGUCAUCACUUCAGGGGUCUCAAAACAUGUAUGGGAAUGUCCCGUGCUCUCAGCAAACCAUGUACAAUGUAAAUCCUGGUGUAGCCCACAUGCAACAACAAACAAGUCCUAACUCUAUUGGAACAAACCAGAAUGGUCAUGUUUUGCAAAGACAGUCAACAGGAAAUGGUUUGCCCCCUUUUAGUACAGUAGCUGCAGUCAAUCCACCACAGUUUAGAUCUGGUCCAGGUCAAAGAACAAGUAUGGUUGGGCAAAGAGCACCAAAUGCAAUGGUGAGCACAUCUAGUCAACAGAACUGGGUUCCACCAGAGGCAAAAAAGCAAGAUGCUCCUUGCUUCACCGACAACAAUCAGUUUCAAAAUCAGUCUCUUCAAAGUGUUUUGGGCAGUCAGCAUUUCCCUCAACGCUCUUUGCCACCACCUAACCAGGUUACUCCAGGCACACAGCUGAGACCUUUAACUCAAAUGAACCAAGGAAAUAGCGGACAAGCUAUAGAAUCUCUAAGAGGUUUAAACCAUGGACAGACUCAGCCAAGAGCACCAAUUUUGACGAACAUCAGCCCACAGGAAGGAACCACUAUGAUGGGCAAUAAUUUUACAACUGCAAACCAGCAGUCUCGAUCUUUCCAAGGUACAGACACUAGCAAUGACCUGGGAUCAUUUGAAUUUCUGUCUCAGAACAAUGGGCUUGGGCCAUCUCUUAACAAUGAUUCUGAUUUUAUUGACGCCUUGUUGAAAACAGGCCACAUCAACGAUGACUGGAUGAAAGAUAUUAACUUGGAUGAAAUCUUCAAGAACCAUUCUUGAAAUUUUACGAUGAUGAGAAAGACCCAUAUUCCGUAAACGGAAGAGUUCUGUGCCCUUCCAAGAAAAGAAAAAACAAACAAACAUAUUUUUUUCUUAUAAUCUAAUCAUAUGACUUUGAGAUUACACAAAUAUUGUCUUAUGAAUGUGCCAGUGCUUGGGUUCCUGCAUUGACCUAUAGGGAAGUUAAGCGUUCUAGGUUACCUAAUCACCAUGCUGUACAUAUAAUGAAUAUUUUUACUUGCAUAUAAAAACCUGUCAGACAUAUAUGUUACUUUAUAUCAAGUCUGCAGACAUUUACAAUAUUUUAAUUAAUCACUUUUCAGUUUUUAGCUAGGAUUCAAGGCAGACAUUUAAAUAUCAUCACUCUCCUUGACAACAAUCAGUGUAAAGAAAGUCAUUGUCUUUUGUAUGUCAUAGACAGACAGUUGUGACCCUUGGAUUAUAAUUCAUAUUUAACAAUCCCACACACUCUCUCCAUAGAUUGCUUCAAACAUUCCUCUGUGGGUCCUGUAAAACGAGCUCAAUGUCGCACAUUAUGUCCUCACUGAUGUUUAUAUCUAUUCUAAGCACUGAAAAGGGAUAAUAAUAAAUUAUAAUAAUUGUUUUUAUGGUGAUAAGGUGAAAGCCUGUGUGCUAAAACUGUGACAUCCCAGGUGUUGAACAAAAGGAGGAUGAAGUUGGAAAACUGGGUCUGCAGUUAAAGUAUAAAAAUAAUAUACAAAAACACCACAAUCUAAUUUAAGAGGGGAGCUGAUGGUGUGAGAAUUUAUGUUGACUUAUAUAUCCAAAUACAUAUUGGUCAGAACCCACACAGAGAUACCAAAAAACACAGCAUUACCCGUCAAGAUGAAUAAAAUUCUAGUACCUUUAUUAUGUCAUUUUAAAAAUACAGAUGAAAAGGUAUAAGAUAGUGGUGCUGGUUUCCCGAUGUGGUGGUCCCACCCUUGAUCUACAACUUGUGUAUUUUUCAAAUGAAGUUCAUGGUAAUGUUGUCUUUAUUAGACCCUCCGCAUGUGAGGUUUGACCGAUAUGUAAAUUUGUAUCCCAGAUGUUGUUAGGCUACCUCUGGAAUUCUUUGUCAGAUUUUUUUUUUUUUUGUAGAGUAUUCAAGAACAUCUGAAAGGGAACACUUGGAUGCCACUGCUC
Pelobates fuscus (common spadefoot toad) is the source of this 4533-nucleotide messenger RNA. RefSeq names its product mastermind like transcriptional coactivator 2 (gene MAML2). The coding region runs from base 385 to 3387 and encodes 1000 amino acids. The record is from RefSeq and is a predicted model, not a curated record. Gene Ontology annotation, molecular function: transcription coactivator activity. NCBI's taxonomy places the organism in Eukaryota, Metazoa, Chordata, Amphibia, Anura, Pelobatidae. Gene Ontology annotation, biological process: Notch signaling pathway; positive regulation of transcription of Notch receptor target. Gene Ontology annotation, cellular component: nucleoplasm; nuclear speck. The transcript has 6 exons.